CCUUACCAAAUAUGUGUUCCUUGCCAUUUGGUUCGGAGAUGAAACUGAAAUUUACUGAUAAAAUGAAAUGAAACGAAAUCAGUAAUUCUUAGAGAAUUAAUUCUAUAUCUGUAAAACGAUUUUCAUGUGAAACCAUAAAUGAGUAAGAAAUCAUAUCCAAGGGCAUUCAAUAGAAUUUUCUCCAUGCAUCUUCGCUAAAAUGCGCCGAGGCCUUCUCUUUCUGCAAAAAAAAUCCGAAUAUCGGAAACAAGAGCCAAGCGUUGGGCGUUUAUAAGAAAUAAACAUAAAUCCAGUAUUCCAUUUUCAAUACUAGAAAUUACAGAAAAAAAAUAAAAAUUGGUAUAUAAAAAAGAGAAACAGCAAAGGAAGACAGGGAGAGAUAUGGGAAGCACGAGCACCAGCGCUGCUUUAAUCUCCCAUUUACAGGUCAACAAAAGCUGCUUCAAACUCGUCGAGUCAACCAGGGCUCAGCUCAAGUUCAACUCUCUUAAAUUCAGCGAUUCAAGGAGUGGGAGGCUGGAAUUCGGUGCUUCGUGGAGCUGGAAAGGCUUUCGUAGUGCCGUUUGUUUCGCUGCUGUUGAUGAUGAUGUUAAAGAAAAUCGACAACAAGAUUUUAGUAAAACCAGCAGCGCCUCCGCCAUCGAGGAUAGACCUGAUGCGACUAAUAUCUCAACUGAAGAAACAUCACAAAGGUUUGAGCUGAAUAAUGAAAGAAGUGCGCUUUAUAAUUUUCUUUAUCCUGAUAAAGAUCUCCUGCCAGAUGAUAAAGAAAUGACUAUAUUUGAUCAUCUUGAAGAGCUACGCCAGAGAAUAUUUGUGUCAGCGUUGGCUGUUGGAGCUGCUAUGUUGGGAUGCUUUGCAUUUUCAAAAGAACUGAUAAUGUUUCUUGAGGCUCCUGUUAAAGAACAGGGCGUACGAUUUCUGCAACUAGCUCCUGGCGAGUUUUUCUUCACAACUUUAAAGGUAUCAGGAUAUUGUGGCCUUCUCUUAGGAAGCCCUAUAAUUCUGUAUGAGAUCAUAGCCUUUGUUCUUCCAGGUUUAACAAGAGCAGAGAGAAGGUUUCUGGGGCCGAUUGUAUUGGGCUCCUCGGUUCUUUUCUAUGCUGGUAUUUUCUUCUCCUACUCGGUUCUGACUCCAGCAGCCUUAAAUUUCUUUGUUACUUAUGCUGAAGGGGUUGUGGAAUCUUUGUGGUCCAUUGAUCAGUACUUUGAGUUUGUACUAGUGCUUAUGUUCAGCACAGGCUUGUCUUUCCAGGUUCCUGUUAUACAAUUUCUUCUUGGACAACUUGGUCUUGUGUCGGGGGACCAAAUGCUUUCCAUUUGGAGAUAUGUUGUGGUUGGUGCUGUUAUUGCAGCAGCUGUACUUACACCAUCAACAGAUCCUCUUACUCAAAUGCUCCUGGCUGCGCCACUUAUGGGUCUUUACUUAGGUGGUGCAUGGGUUGUUAAGCUUACAGGACGGUGACUUCACUCUCCAACAAUUCAGUAGGGAUUUGUCUAAUGGGCAGUGCAUUUCAAGCAUGCUCAUUUUGUAUAUUGCUAAAAACGAGUCAUAUCGACUGGUGCAAAAUCAGCCACUAAAUAGUUUAUACCGAAUUUGUAUCAUCAUUGUAGUAUUUCUUUUACCGUGUAUUGCAAACUUCUCCUAGAUAGCACUAGGAUUGAGAAAAAAAAAAAAGGUAUUACUUUGAAAUUUU
This is a messenger RNA of Durio zibethinus, 1696 nucleotides long. Its product is annotated as sec-independent protein translocase protein TATC, chloroplastic-like. Gene Ontology annotation, biological process: intracellular protein transmembrane transport; protein transport by the Tat complex. The record is from RefSeq and is a predicted model, not a curated record. Gene Ontology annotation, cellular component: membrane; TAT protein transport complex. Lineage: Eukaryota; Viridiplantae; Streptophyta; Magnoliopsida; Malvales; Malvaceae. Gene Ontology annotation, molecular function: proton motive force dependent protein transmembrane transporter activity.